GUUGCGGCGAAAGUCGACACCUCCGAGCUGAAGCUCUUCCACUUUUCGUCGCAAUAAACACAACUCACACAUUUCUUCCACCGACCGUCGGAAGCACACUAUGAGACGUAGUACAGUGCAGAUAUCCAGACGACUGGUGUCAGAGAGACUCGCCUCGUCGCGACGUGCUCUGACUUGCUCCGGCGCAAGAAAUCCAUCCACCAGCUCUAGAGAGUGGUCAACGCCUCUGGCAAAGACUUUGGGAGAGGCAAUUACAACGACCGGACCUAUUUCCGUAGCUGCUUAUAUGCGACAAUGCCUCACCUUUCCCGAGACUGGCUAUUACACUCAAUCAGGCGAAGGUAAGGACCCUUUUGGCCAGAAAGGUGACUUUGUAACAUCACCCGAAAUCUCCCAGAUUUUUGGCGAACUCAUCGGAUUAUGGUUUGUGGCCGAAUGGAUCGCUCAAGGUAGAAAAAGCAGCGGUGUCUACUUGAUGGAGAUGGGCCCUGGACGAGGAACCUUGAUGGACGACAUGUUAAGAUCGAUCCGUAACUUCAAACCCUUGGCUCAAGCCAUCGACGGCAUCUACAUGGUCGAAGCCAGUGCCUCGCUACGUCAAGCUCAGCACAAGCUUCUUUGUGGUGACCACCCUCUGGAGGAAAUCGACAUCGGCUACAAGAGUACAUGCAAGUACACUCCAGACCUCAAGAUUAUCUGGUGCGAGGACAUUCGCUUCGUCCCGAGAGAAACGGACAGCUCGCCCUUUAUCGUUGCCCACGAGUUCUUCGAUGCUCUGCCCAUCCACGUGUUCGAAUCUGUCAAGACUCAGGCUGCACCAAAGCAGAUCCGCACACCUACCGGAGUCCACAAGGUCGACCCAUCAGCCACCGGAACACCAAAUUCAGUCUCCCAAUGGCGCGAACUCGUCGUCUCACCAACCUCGCCCUACGCAACUCACGACUCUCUAAAUACACCCAAAUCUCAACGUGAUCAACCAGUCCCGGAGUUCUCACUCACACGUUCCCAAGCGGCAACACCCCACUCCCUCUUCCUCCCCGAACAAUCUCCCCGCUACAAAAACCUCAAGGAAACCGAAGGUGCCCUCAUAGAAGUAUCGCCCGAAUCUCAAACCUACGCCGCAGACUUCGCCGUCCGCAUCGGCGGCGGUCAAAGUCCAUCAGCCCUCUACACUACCCCCGACCAAACGCCCCCACCCAUCGGCCGCCGCGUCUCUCCCCGUCGCGCCCUCGAGCAAAUCGUCAAAAAACAAGCCUCUGGCGCCGCUUUGAUCCUCGACUACGGAACCCCAACCACCAUCCCCGUAAACUCUCUCCGCGGAAUCAAGCAACACAAAAUGGUCUCUCCCCUCUCAGAACCCGGAAAAGUGGACAUCAGCGCCGAUGUCGAUUUCCUAGCUCUGGCUGAAAGUGCGAUAAACGCUUCUUUGCAUGUAGAAGUGCACGGACCGAUCGAUCAAGCGAGAUUUUUGACGGCCAUGGGGAUUGAGCAGAGGGCUGCGCAACUUGUGAAAUUGGCUGUUGAUAGGGAGAGGGGGAGUGUGGUUGAGAAGGCAGGGGAGCAGAAGAGGACGAAGGGUGAGUUGACGGAGACGGUCAAGAGGAUUGAGGGGGGUUGGAGGAGGUUGGUGGAUACGGGACCGCAGGGUAUGGGCAAGUUGUAUCAGGUCAUGGCGAUUUUACCGCAUGUGCCCAAGGAGGGAGAGGCGCCUAGGAGACCUGUGGGCUUUGGUGGUGAUGUUGCGUUGUAGAUGCUUCUUGAAAACAAUCGCGUCGGACUCUGCUGACGUAGUGGUUUUGGACACUAUGGUUGAAAGAAGAUGGAAGACUCUCCACUUUUGAUUGGACUAUGUAGAUCCAUCGAUCCUCCAUUCUGCUUGAAAAUCCCCUCACAUUGAAUACGAACGGUUAUGAA
Messenger RNA from Aureobasidium subglaciale EXF-2481, 1914 nucleotides. RefSeq lists its product as uncharacterized. Gene Ontology annotation, biological process: mitochondrial respiratory chain complex I assembly. Gene Ontology annotation, molecular function: protein-arginine omega-N symmetric methyltransferase activity. Gene Ontology annotation, cellular component: mitochondrion. Lineage: Eukaryota; Fungi; Ascomycota; Dothideomycetes; Dothideales; Saccotheciaceae. The transcript is spliced from 2 exons. The record is from RefSeq and is a predicted model, not a curated record. Bases 101 to 1750 code for a protein of 549 amino acids.